UUUUCCCGUCUUUUUUUUCUCUUUUUGUUUUCUCUAUAUAUAAACAGCCCUUUACCUCACUUACCGAACAUUAUUAUUUUUACUUACUUCACUCCUUUAAAAAAUGUCUGAUCCCCUCCAAGACAUCCGACAAUUAUUCGAUUUAAACCUUGAUACUUUCAAAGCUAUUGUGGAUGGUUUUAAAGCGGAGUAUGAAAGUGGCUUGAACACAGCAUCAGCCGCUGGACUUGCUACGAUGAUUCCUUCCUAUGUUACCACAUUGCCAACAGGAAAAGAAAAAGGCACUUACCUUGCAUUGGAUUUAGGCGGAAGCACGCUUCGUGUUUCAGCUGUGGAACUUUUAGGUGACUGUAACGUCAAAGUCACAGAAAUUCGCCGUGAUAUCGCUCCACAUGAUCCUUUACGUACAAGUGGAGCCACCACUUUUUUUGACUGGAUUGUUGACACUAUUGCCGAGUUGAUUUUAAAAAUUGGCUACGAUACAGCUCAUGCAGAUGAGCCACUCUCUCUUGGUGUAUGUUGGAGUUUUCCUGUUGAUCAAACAAGUGUAUCCGCAGGCAAAAUUCUUCGUAUGGGCAAAGGAUUUACUAUAGAAGGUGUCGAAGGCUAUGACCUUGCCGCUUUAUUUUUGGAAGCCUUUCAACGCAAAAACGUCAAUGUUAAAGUCACUGCUUUAUUGAAUGAUACUGUCGGUACAUUAGUAGCUCACGCUUACACUAAUCCUGAUACCCGAGUUGGGUUUAUCUAUGGCACUGGCGUUAAUGCUGCAUAUCCCGAGCUAGUGUCUCGUAUGGUUAAGUUAAAAGAUCAACAGUCCAGUUAUGAAGAAGGUACCACAAUGCUGGUCAAUACCGAGAUUGACAUCUUUGGAAGUGAUGCGUAUUUGCCUUUAAACAAGUUCGAUCGUCAACUUGAUGCUAAUCAUUCCCAACCGGACUUUCAGCUUUAUGAAAAGAUGAUGUCAGGCGCAUGCAUUGGUGAAUUGGUUCGAUUAGCUGCUUUAGAAUUAAUUGAAAAAAGUCAAUUGUUUAGUGGUCAUUGCCCAACCCAAUUUGCGGUUGCCUUGGAAUUUGGCACUUCAGUGACAAGUGCUAUUGAAGGUCGCCUCGAUAGUUCGGCCGAAGCACGUUUUGAACAUUUCAAAGAACAUUUUACUUUUGAAGAUGGCUAUACAAUUGAAUUGAACGACCUUGAAAUCUUUACAGGAUUAUGUCAAAUUGUAUCUGAUCGUGCAGCAAGAUUAGCUGCUGCUGCCAUGGCUUCUUUAAUCGAACAGCAGGAUGACUUGAUUAAUGGCAUUGGACCUAUUGUUAUUGGUGUGAAUGGAUCUACCUAUGAAAAAUACCCUAACAUGCAUGAUCGUAUUCUAUCAUCUCUCAAAACCUGGUUUGGUCCUCAGGUGAGUGAGCGUAUCCAAUUAGAAGUAGCUACAGAUGGUGGAAGUAUUGGUGGUGCUUUAAUUGCCAUGUUGGCCGAAAAAGAAGAAAAGAAAAAGGCCUCAACCAAAAAGGCAAUUCCAGCUAAGAAGACCCUGCCAUCCACAAGUAGGGCCGCUCCCGUUAGCAAACCUGCAUCGCCUUCUUUCUUUGGCUGCUUAUUUGCUUGGUUAGCCCCACUUAAAGCCAAGAGAGAUCAUGUAUCAGAUGUUGACGAGACUAUUGGAAUCAAAUCACAAGAAAAGAUCUAAAACGAGUACUAAUUACAUCACAAAUGAAACCCUUUUACGACAAAUCACUUAAUUAAUUACAAACCAUUUUAUUCGACUUUUUACAUCCCCGUUUUAUGGGGU
This is a messenger RNA of Mucor mucedo, 1789 nucleotides long. RefSeq lists its product as uncharacterized. The transcript has 5 exons. NCBI's taxonomy places the organism in Eukaryota, Fungi, Mucoromycota, Mucoromycetes, Mucorales, Mucoraceae. The record is from RefSeq and is a predicted model, not a curated record. The coding region runs from base 104 to 1687 and encodes 527 amino acids. Gene Ontology annotation, molecular function: mannokinase activity; glucokinase activity; D-glucose binding. Gene Ontology annotation, biological process: glucose 6-phosphate metabolic process; glycolytic process; intracellular glucose homeostasis. Gene Ontology annotation, cellular component: mitochondrion; cytosol.